AACCAGGUACAAGCUAAUACUCAACAAUACUGAUGCCUUGUUUUUUUUGCUCUGUCCGGACCGCAAAGCUGUGGCCAAUUUAGAUAUGCUAUAAAUUUAAGAGGUUGCCAUGGCCACGGUGCGCCCAUUGGCCGCUGGGCCCCCUACGUGCCGCGCCACGUCACCAAAUCUGAAUAAGGAUGCGCGAAUUAGGCGGCGGCCAGACAAAGAUGAGGAUCGGGACCGCUUGAAAGUGGGGGAAAGUGCCGGCGCCUCAGCCACCGGGAAAAGCAGCUCCGCAGCGCGGAGACCAGCAGCCAUCCGAGACACCUGGGAGAGCCCGGAACAAGCGCCGGGGCGCGCGGCCUGUAGCAUGAGGCGGUGAAUGCCACUACCCCCUAUCCCGCUCUGGGCAGCCCGGCGCCAGGCCAGCGAUCGCCCAAGGACUUAACCGGCUGAGUCUUGGUCCGGACCAGACUCGCCCAGCUGCUGCUGAGACCAGAGGCAAAGCCCAGCGGCCAGCCCGGAAGGCCCGAGGGCCGGGGGCCCACAGGGAGGGCAAGGCGGCCGGAGCCGCCGAGGCGCGGGGCUAUGAUGGUGCACUGUGCAGGUUGCGAGCGGCCCAUUCUCGACCGCUUUCUGCUGAACGUGCUGGACCGCGCGUGGCACAUCAAAUGUGUUCAGUGCUGCGAGUGCAAAACCAACCUCUCAGAGAAGUGCUUCUCACGCGAGGGCAAGCUCUACUGCAAAAAUGACUUCUUCAGGCGGUUCGGCACCAAGUGCGCUGGCUGUGCGCAAGGCAUCUCACCCAGCGACCUGGUGCGCAAGGCCCGCAGCAAAGUCUUUCACCUCAACUGUUUCACCUGCAUGGUGUGCAACAAACAGCUAUCCACAGGCGAGGAGCUCUAUGUCAUCGAUGAGAACAAGUUUGUGUGCAAAGACGACUACCUGAGCUCGUCCAGUCUCAAGGAGGGCAGCCUCAAUUCAGUGUCAUCCUGUACGGACCGCAGUUUGUCCCCGGACCUCCAGGACCCACUGCAGGACGACCCCAAGGAGACUGACAACUCGACCUCGUCGGACAAGGAGACAGCAAACAACGAGAACGAGGAGCAAAACUCGGGCACCAAGCGGCGCGGCCCGCGCACCACCAUCAAAGCCAAGCAGCUAGAGACUCUCAAGGCCGCCUUUGCCGCUACGCCCAAGCCCACGCGCCACAUCCGAGAGCAACUGGCGCAGGAGACCGGCCUCAACAUGCGAGUCAUCCAGGUGUGGUUUCAGAACCGAAGGUCCAAAGAACGCCGGAUGAAGCAGCUGAGCGCUCUGGGCGCCCGAAGACACGCCUUCUUCCGGAGUCCGCGGCGCAUGCGUCCGCUGGGCGGCCGCUUGGACGAGUCUGAGAUGUUGGGGUCUACCCCGUACACCUACUACGGAGACUACCAAGGCGACUACUACGCUCCAGGAGGCAACUACGACUUCUUCGCGCACGGCCCGCCGUCGCAGGCGCAGUCGCCAGCUGACUCCAGCUUCCUUGCUGCCUCCGGGGCCGGCUCAACGCCGCUGGGUGCGCUGGAGCCGCCGCUCGCAGGCCCGCACGCGGCCGACAACCCCAGGUUCACCGACAUGAUCUCGCACCCGGACACGCCGAGCCCCGAGCCGGGCCUGCCUGGCGCGCUGCACCCCAUGCCUGGAGAGGUGUUCAGCGGCGGGCCCAGCCCGCCUUUCCCCUUGAGCAGCACCAGCGGCUACAGCGGACCCCUGUCGCAUCCCAACCCGGAGCUCAACGAGGCGGCAGUGUGGUAAGGCCACCAGGCCGCCCGGACCCCCACGCUGGGCCCUCCCACCGGGGCGCCGCAGGGAUCAAGCCUCCCGAAACCAAAACUCCCCUCCCCGAAGCUACGCGGCACAGUGGGAGACAUGGGUCUCCCUCGGGGGUUCUCUCUUGGGUCCGCACUCAACCAGGCAGCUGCUUCUCGUCUGGGGGCCUCUUCCCCUGCCUCCACCCCCAGCUCUCCCGGAGCCCCAGCCCUCCGCCAGCGCUCUCUAGGCAGCCAAGCGCAAUUUCUUGGGACCAAAGUCAAUACUUCAUACUCCGGAGGGUAGAGAGAUGGCAAGUGCGCUCCUCCCUGCCCCCCACCCACCGCCUCUUUGGACUAGGAGAGGUGAGGCCACGGGCAGCGACGGUGUUUUUUCUCCGUCUCUACAAUCCGAGUUGCAUUUUGUAAUCUUAUUUCUCGCUCUGCUUUACCCAUCUUAAAAAAAAAAAGAUAAGAGAGAUGGAAAGGGAGAGAGAAGAAAGAGAGCAAGAUGAGAAAGAGAGAGAGAUGGGGAAAGCAUCAGCCAGAGAGAGAUGAUGGAGCGAGAAACGCGCUGGAACCGGGGCGUCACCGGGAAGACAAAUCCACCUGCGAGCUGGCGCCCCCUGGUGGCCGAUGUCAAGGCUUACGGUCAGCUUUUCUAGGAAGCCGGGCGGUCGGACUUCGCAGCCCUGGCUGGCUCCCCUCUUCCUUACUUUGUCGGUUAUUUUGAGCUCGACGGUGCAGGCUGGACUCAACACCCGCACAUCCCGUUCCCUCCCGGGGCGAGGCGCCAAGGCUGCUGGGAUCUGACCCACAGACCACCCUCCCUGCCCGGGGCCUGGAGGUUGGGCUGUCAGGAUUAUACUUUUUUGGAAGUUGAACGCUUCUAGUUUCCUUAUUUUGUAUAAAGAAGAAACAAAUAAAGUAUGUUUUUGUGUUUACUGUUUAUUUAUUGUACUCUAGUUAUCUGGGGUUGGACAUUUUUAUAUUUUUAAGAGGAGGGUGGGCAGAGUGAGGGAGGGAAGGCAGAAAGAGGUUUACCUAAAAAAAAAAAAAUCCCAAAAAAAUCAACUUUUUUAAAAAGAAAGAUUAAUAAAAAAAAUCUUUUUUCCCUCAGUGCUGUGUGGUUUUCUGCUUUGUCCCUACUUUGACAGUCAAGCAGAGUGAAUGGAACUAUCCUUUUCUCUUUUCUCUUAGGCUCUGACAUUAAACAGACUUGAUAAAUGCAAAGGCCUCUCUUCACCCAAAAAGGGAGAGCUCCUUUGGUGACUACCAGGUUCAUGAACGUGGCACCAUAUUUUGGCAGCUACUGUAUGCUGGGCUCAGAAUCGCUCAUGCUUCGUGUGAUGCCCUAAGACAAGCUAGUGCAUACUACAGUAGGUCUUCAGAAUGUUUGAUGAAUGAAUGGAUAUGUGAUUUGUUUGUCUCCAGGACAU
Molecule: messenger RNA, 3211 nt
Organism: Nycticebus coucang (slow loris)
Lineage: Eukaryota; Metazoa; Chordata; Mammalia; Primates; Lorisidae
Gene: LHX5
Product: LIM homeobox 5
Exons: 5
Coding region: 571-1779 (402 amino acids)
Biological process (GO): regulation of transcription by RNA polymerase II; neuron differentiation
Cellular component (GO): nucleus
Molecular function (GO): DNA-binding transcription factor activity, RNA polymerase II-specific; RNA polymerase II transcription regulatory region sequence-specific DNA binding
Source: RefSeq, a predicted model, not a curated record